GUUCCAUAACAGUCCCCACUCUCUCUCUCUAAACCGAAGCAUCUUUCUCUCCCCACCUUUUCAUCUCCAUAUCUCACCAUUCUGGGCAGCAUUUUUGAACCCUAUACCCAAAAGGGGAAAAAAACAAAAAUACAGAAAACUCACACACCAUUCACAUUUCACUGCUCAAAAAUACGAAUUCACUGCCGAUGGCAGCGAAUUGCGCCAGAAAAUUGACGGUAGAGAUAUGCAACGCGAAGAACCUUAUGCCCAAGGACGGCCAGGGCACCGCCAGCGCCUACGUCAUCGUCGAUUUCGACGGCCAGCGCCGCCGCACCAAGACCAUUUUCCGGGAUCUCAACCCCCAGUGGGACGAGAAGCUCGAGUUCCUGGUGCACGACGUCGACGCCAUGGCGGCGGAGAUGCUCGAGCUCAACGUCUACAACGACAAGAAGACUGGGAAGCGGAGCACUUUUCUGGGGAAAGUUAAGAUCUCGGGAAGCACUUUCGUGAGAUCCGGCGACGACGUGCCGUUGGUUUACUAUCCGUUGGAGAAGAGGAGCGUUUUCUCUCAGAUCAAAGGCGAGAUCAGUUUGAAGGUCUCGUACGCCGACGAGGAGCCGCCUCCGGCGCCGGCGCCGGAGAAGAGUGACGCUCCGCCUCAGGCUGCGGCGGAGGAGAAGCCGGCGGAGGAGGAGAAAAAGGAGGUGAAGGAGGACAAACCGGCGGAGGAGGAGAAGAAGGAAGAAGAGAAAAAAACCACGCCCGAGGAGGAGAAGAAGGAGGAGAAACCAGCGGAGGAGAAUGCUGCAGCUGCUGCUCCGCCGCCUACAACUCCUCCGCCGUCGACUGAAGUAGAGCACCCGCCAAUUGCUCAACAGAAACUCGUGCAGGAGAAAUCCAUUCCUGCGGAUCACUCGAAGAACAUGGAAAUCGAAUCAAAACUCUUCCGAAAAAUCUCCAGCGUCAGCUCCGAUCGACGGAUCGCAUUCGAUCUCGUCGAUCAGAUGCCCUUCCUCUAUGUCCGCGUCGUGAAGGCGAAGAUCUCGAAUCCGGACGGCGAUUCCUCCUUCUGCGCGAAGCUCGUGAUCGGAACUCACAGCAUCAAGACAAAAUCGCUCUCCGCCAACAAAGAAUGGGAUCAGGUCUUCGCCUUCGACAAGGAAGGACUGAAUUCAGCUUCUCUAGAAGUUUCCAUUCGCGCAGAGAAGAAGGUUCCAGACAAAGACACGACGGAGGAGACCUCAGCCGGAACUGUGUCGUUCGAUCUCCAGGAGGUGCCGAAGCGCGUCCCGCCGGACAGCCCCUUAGCGCCGCAGUGGUACAGCCUGGAAGGAGACGGCUCGCCGGGGAAUGACAUCAUGCUGUCGGUGUGGGUGGGGACUCAGGCCGACGAGGCGUUUCAGGAGGCCUGGCAGUCGGAUUCCGGCGGUUUGAUACCGGAGACCCGAGCUAAGGUUUACUUGUCUCCGAAGCUGUGGUAUUUGAGACUAACGGUCAUCCAAACCCAAGACUUGAAGCUUGGUUCGGGCACACCUGGCUCCGAGCCUAAGGUUCGGAGUCCGGAGCUCUACGUCAAAGCGCAGCUCGGCGCGCAGCUCUUCAAGACGAGCCGAACAACCAUCGGCUCGAUCAAUCCUACGUGGAAUGAGGACCUUGUAUUCGUAGCCGCCGAGCCGUUUGAGCCGUUCUUGACCAUGACGGUUGAGGAUGUGACAAAUGGCCGGUCUAUCGGGCACGCUAAGGUGCAGGUUGCCACGGUGGACAAGCGCACGGACGACAAAUCAGAGCCGCGAUCCAGGUGGUUCAAUCUGAUUGGCGAUGACGAGAACAAAGCCUAUGCUGGCAGGAUACACGUGCGGGUUUGUUUGGAGGGCGGGUACCACGUGCUGGACGAGGCGGCCCACGUGACGAGCGACGUCCGCGCCACGGCCAGCCACCUCGCCAAGCCGCCCAUCGGGCUGCUCGAGGUAGGCAUCCGAGGCGCCACGAACUUGCUCCCGGUCAAGACCAAGGACGGCACGCGUGGCACCACCGAUGCCUACGUGGUCGCCAAGUACGGGCCGAAGUGGGUCCGGACGCGCACAAUCCUCGACCGGUUCAAUCCGAGGUGGAACGAGCAGUACACGUGGGACGUGUACGACCCGUGCACCGUUUUGACCAUCGGCGUGUUUGACAACGCGAGGUACAAGCACGACGUGGUCGAAGCGGAGCCGGCGAGGAAGGACGUACGCCUCGGGAAGCUGAGGGUACGCCUCUCGACGCUCGACACGAACCGGGUGUACGUCGGCACGUACUCUCUCACGGUGUUGCUCCCCACCGGGGCUAAGAAGAUGGGGGAGAUCGAGAUCGCAUUGAGAUUCUCUUGCUCGUCGUGGAUUAGCUUGAUCCAAGCGUAUGCUAACCCAAUGCUGCCGAGAAUGCACUACGUCAAGCCUCUGGGUGCGGCUCAGCAAGACAUACUGAGGCACUGCGCGAUGCGGAUCGUGACGGCGCGGCUAGCCCGGUCCGAGCCGGCUCUGGGUCAGGAGGUGGUUCAGUUCAUGCUCGACACGGAUAUGCACAUGUGGAGCAUGCGGCGGAGCAAGGCGAACUGGUUCCGCGUGGUCGGGUGCCUAUCUAGGGCGGCCACGGUGGCGCGUUGGAUCGACGAGAUCCGAACGUGGACGCACCCGCCCACCACAGCGCUGGUGCAUAUUUUACUCGUCGCGGUCGUGCUAUGCCCGCACCUAAUUUUACCCACGCUCUCCAUGUACGCGUUCCUCAUCGUAUCGCUCCGGUUCCGAUACCGGCAGCGGACCUCCUUCGCGAUGGACCCGAGGCUGUCCUACCUGGACGCCGUGGGGCCCGACGAGCUCGACGAGGAGUUCGACGGAUUCCCCAGCGCCCGCCCGGUCGACCAGGUGCGCGCGCGCUACGACCGGCUGCGCGCCCUGGCGGGGCGGGCGCAGACGCUGCUGGGCGACAUAGGCGCCCAGGGGGAGAGGCUGGAGGCGCUGUUCAACUGGCGGGAUCCGAGGGCGACGGCGAUAUUCGUGGUGGUGUGUCUGCUGGCGUCGCUGAUGUUCUACGUCGUGCCGUUCAAGGCGUUCCUGCUCGCCGCCGGGUUCUACUACCUCCGCCACCCGAGGUUCCGCCACGACAUGCCGUCGCUGCUCCUCAACUUCUUCCGCCGCCUGCCGCCGCAGUCGGAUCGGAUCCUCUAAACUUAUAAUUUAAUUCAAAUUUAAUUUAAGUUAAUUAGUUGUAAUUGUUUAAUUUUGACGCACUUUCCCGGUGUCCUAGAAAUUGGUGUUUUUUAAUUCAAUUUUAAUUUGUUUUGAAACUGCAAGAAAAUGCAUUUAAUAAAGGGGUGAUCAGCAUUUAUAAUA
This is a messenger RNA of Salvia miltiorrhiza (redroot sage), 3350 nucleotides long. Its product is annotated as multiple C2 domain and transmembrane region protein 14. Bases 189 to 3185 code for a protein of 998 amino acids. The transcript has a single exon. The record is from RefSeq and is a predicted model, not a curated record. NCBI's taxonomy places the organism in Eukaryota, Viridiplantae, Streptophyta, Magnoliopsida, Lamiales, Lamiaceae.